This is a messenger RNA of Pipistrellus nathusii (Nathusius's pipistrelle), 2781 nucleotides long. Lineage: Eukaryota; Metazoa; Chordata; Mammalia; Chiroptera; Vespertilionidae. The record is from the annotation of a GenBank genome assembly.
AUGUCGCAGCCUCGGAUGGGGCCGGAGCGUGCGGGAGUGGAGCUUGGCGACUGCGAGGAGCGCCGGCCGCCGGAGGAGAGCAGGAGGGAGCACUGGCAGUUGUUGGGUAAUUUGAAGACUACCGUAGAGGGUUUGGUGUCAGCCAACAGCCCCAACGUUUGGUCCAAGUAUGGUGGCCUGGAACGGCUUUGCAGGGACAUGCAGAGCAUCCUCUAUCACGGGCUCAUCCAUGACAAGGUGUGUUGCCGCCAAACGGAUUACUGGCAAUUUGUGAAAGACAUCCGCUGGCUGAGUCCCCACUCAGCCCUGCACGUGGAGAAGUUCAUCAACUUGCACGAGAAUGGCCAGAGCAGCACCGAUGGCGUGAAUGAGCGUGUCAUUGCAGAGCUGUGGCUGCAGCACAGCCUGCAGUGCCACUGCCUCUCCGCGCAGCUCCGACCUCUGCUUGGGGACAGACAGUAUAUCAGGAAGUUCUACACAGAUACCGCUUUCCUGCUCAGCGACGCCCACGUCACAGCCAUGCUGCAGUGCCUAGAAGCGGUGGAGCAGAACAACCCCCGCCUCCUCGCCCAGAUCGAUGCCUCUAUGUUUGCCGGGAAGCAUGAGAGCCCACUGCUGGUGACAAAGAGCCAGAGCCUGACAGCUCUGCCUGGUUCCACAUGCACCCCUCCAACCAGCUCCGAAAGAAGAUCUACUUCCUUUUCUCUCUCUGGCCCUCCCCGGAAACCUCAAGAAAGCAGAGGGCACAUUUCCCCAGCCAAGGAUCAAACCAUCCAGGCCCCUCUGCUCCCAGUCUCUGCAUUAACCAGGGAUUCCCCUUCAACGCCAAAUGAGAUGAGCUCCAGCACUCUGACCAGCCCUUUGGAGUCAUCCUGGGUCAGCAGCCAGAAUGAUUCUCCAAGCGAUGCCAGCGAAGGGCCCGAGUACUUGGCCAUCGGCAACCUGGACUCCCGCGGCCCGGCCGCCAGUUGUCAGAGUCACAGCAGCAAUGCCGAGAGCAGCAGCUCCAAUCUGUUCUCCUCCAGCGGCUCCCAGAAGCCAGCUUCGGCGGCUUCUUCCCUAGUGGACCAAGAGGGAGGUGGGCAGAGCCAGCUGUCCGGUGUCCCUCGCAGGUCCAGCUUCUCAGAGGGACAGGCGCUCGCUGUCCCCAGUGGAACCAAGAAGAGCCAUACUCGCUCCCAUUCGGAUACCAACAUCGUCUCCAGAGGAGCCCCAGAGGGUGGCCAGUACCUAUGCUCAGGUGAAAGCAUGUUCCGAAGACCGUCAGAAGGACAGUCCCUUAUCAGCUACCUGUCCGAGCAAGACUUUGGAAGCUGUGCAGACCUGGAAAAGGAGAAUGCCCACUUCAGCAUCUCAGAGUCCUUAAUUGCUGCCAUUGAAUUAAUGAAGUGCAACAUGAUGAGCCAGUGCCUGGAGGAGGAGGAAGAGGAGGGGGAAGACAGCGACAGAGAGAUCCAGGAACUGAAGCAGAAGAUCCGCCUUCGCCGCCAGCAGAUCCGCACCAAGAACCUGCUCCCUGGGUACCAGGAGACCGAGCACGGAAGCUUUCGGGUCACUUCCAGCAGUUCCCAGUUCAGCUCGCGUGACUCCACACGGCUCUCUGACUCCGGCUCUGCCGAUGAGGUUGAUGAAUUGGAAAUCCAAGAUGCUGACAUCAGAAGGAGCACAGCCUCAAACAACAAACCCUUGAUUUCCUCCUCCCAGGCCUUCUCCCACUUCUUCCUCCACUCCACGUCCGCCGAGGCAGUAGCCAUGGGGCUCCUGAAGCAGUUUGAGGGGAUGCAGCUCCCAGCCGCCUCAGAGCUCGAGUGGCUAGUUCCAGAGCAUGAUGCCCCUCAGAAGCUCCUGCCCAUCCCUGACUCACUGCCCAUCUCGCCGGAUGAUGGGCAGCAUGCUGACAUCUACAAACUGCGUAUCCGUGUCCGUGGCAACCUGGAGUGGGCCCCACCCCGGCCUCAGAUAAUUUUUAAUGUUCAUCCAGCCCCAACGAGGAAGAUUGCUGUGGCCAAGCAGAAUUACCGCUGUGCGGGAUGUGGCAUCCGGACAGACCCUGAUUAUAUCAAGCGGCUGCGGUACUGUGAGUACUUGGGCAAGUACUUCUGUCAGUGCUGCCACGAGAACGCCCAGAUGGUUAUCCCCAGCCGGGUUCUGCGCAAGUGGGACUUCAGCAAGUAUUAUGUCAGCAAUUUCUCCAAGGACCUGCUCCUUAAGAUCUGGAACGAUCCUCUCUUCAAUGUGCAGGACAUCAACAGCGCCCUCUACAGGAAGGUCAAGCUGCUCAACCAAGUUCGGCUGCUGCGGAUCCAGCUGUAUCACAUGAAGAACAUGUUCAAGACAUGCCGAUUGGCCAAAGACCUUCUGGAUUCCUUUGACGCAGUUCCAGGCCACCUGACGGAGGAUCUCCACCUGUACUCGCUGAAUGACCUCACGGCAACCAGGAAGGGGGAGCUGGGGCCCCGGCUUGCUGAGCUCGCCAGGGCGGGGGCUGCCCAUGUGGAGCGAUGCAUGCUCUGCCAAGCCAAGGGCUUCAUCUGCGAGUUCUGUCAGAAUGAGGAUGACGUCAUCUUCCCUUUCGAGCUCCAUAAAUGCCGGACCUGUGAAGAAUGCAAAGCGUGUUACCAUAAAGCUUGCUUCAAGUGUGGGAGCUGUCCGCGGUGUGAGCGGCUGCAGGCCCGGCGGGAGCUGCUGGCCAAGCAGAGCCUGGAGCCCUACACGUCAGACUACGAGGAGGAGCCCACGGAAGCGCUGGCCGGGGAGGCCGCCAUCCUGGAGGCCACCUGA